Messenger RNA from Capsicum annuum, 834 nucleotides. Its product is annotated as secoisolariciresinol dehydrogenase-like. The record is from RefSeq and is a predicted model, not a curated record. NCBI's taxonomy places the organism in Eukaryota, Viridiplantae, Streptophyta, Magnoliopsida, Solanales, Solanaceae. Gene Ontology annotation, molecular function: oxidoreductase activity.
AUGGCUUCUGCUUCAUUCCUUUCAACAAUCGGCAGAAGGUUAGAGGGGAAAGUAGCAAUGGUAACUGGAGGAGCUAGUGGCAUUGGUGAAGCAAUUGCGAAGCUCUUCUAUGAACAUGGAGCCAAAGUGGUCGUUGCCGAUGUCCAAGAUGAACUUGGCAACUCAGUUUGCAAAGACCUUGGAGGCUCAUCCAACUCCAUUUUCAUCCAUUGCGACGUCACAAAUGAAGACCACGUCCAAGAAGCUGUCGACAGAACCAUUACAACAUUUGGAAAACUCGACAUCAUGAUCUGCAAUGCUGGCAUAUCUGACGAGACCAAGCCAAGAAUCAUCGACAACACCAAAGCAGAUUUCGAGCGGGUCCUCAGGUUCAAUGUGACAGGAGUUUUCUUGAGCAUGAAGCAUGCCGCUCGCGUCAUGGUCCCCAUGCACAGCGGAUGCAUCAUCUCCACCUCCAGUGUAAGCUCCAGAAUCGGAGCUGCAGCAUCGCAUGCAUACUGCAGCUCCAAACACGCCGUGUUGGGGCUUACCAAGAACCUGGCGGUGGAGCUUGGGCAAUUUGGUAUACGGGUGAAUUGCUUGUCACCCUACGCGAUGGUCACGCCAAUGGCGUAUAUGAAGGUCAUUGGGCUCGAAAAUGAAGAACUUGAUAAGGCGAUGAGUGCGACUGGGAACCUUAAAGGAGCAACUCUGAGAGUGGAUGAUGUUGCAAAAGCAGCACAAUUCUUGGCAAGUGAUGAUGCUCAGUAUAUCAGUGGGCACAAUUUGUUCAUUGAUGGGGGAUUCACUGUGUGUAAUCCUGGACUUGGCAUGUUUAAGCAUCCAGAAUGUUGA